Molecule: messenger RNA, 537 nt
Organism: Yarrowia lipolytica CLIB122
Lineage: Eukaryota; Fungi; Ascomycota; Dipodascomycetes; Dipodascales
Source: RefSeq, a predicted model, not a curated record
AUGGGCGUUUCAAGUGCUUCUGAGGCCACCGUUGCCAAGCUACUGAGCCGAACGCUUGCUCCGUCCGAGGACGUGAGCCGACGAGUGCACAAAAAGAAGUCUGCGACCCAGCGAAAGCUACGGCAGAAAGAGCAAAAACAGAAGGAGGAGCUCAAGCUGCUUCUGGACAAGGAGCUCGCUGACAAGAAGCGCAAGGCUGAGAUCAAGAAGAACGCGCGGCUGGUGCGAUCCUAUGACGUCAAGGAGUCCGAGUACGCGAUGGACGAGGAGCAGCUUCAAGCCCAGAUCAUGAAGCACGUCAACUCCAAGCGGGGCUCCCAUAUGCUCAAGUCCAAGCAGCUUGCUGAGCUCACGGGUCGUCUGCCCAAGCCUAAGGUGAAGCACAAGACGUAUCCCAACUAUGUCGAGCCUGAGGAGGAGGAAACUGAGUCUGAGGGAGAGGAUGAGUUUGAGCGGUACAAGGGUCAGCCUGGCUUGACUCCUGGUCUGGCUCCUGUGGAUUACGAGUCGAGUGACGAGGAGGAGGUGGAUGAGUGA